AUGGAUCCCAAAGGAAACACGUUUAACCAGUCUGGACUGAGGGCAAUAAUUUGUCUUUUCUUCAAUAUCCCAUCAGGUCCACACAGUAAGCAAAACCAGACUGGCAAACACGCUGAACAAACCGAAUCACGUGUGGCAGUACACAGUCAUUUUAACGAAAAGCUUCUCAGCCUUAACCUGAAAAACCUGGGGUGCAGGCUUGGCUGUGGAUCAUUUCCCACAAGGCCAUCUGCAAAACCUUUAGACCUUUCAGGAUUUUCCACGCUGUGUCCCACAACAGUCAUAAAUACUGAAAGAUUAUGA
Struthio camelus australis is the source of this 303-nucleotide messenger RNA. NCBI's taxonomy places the organism in Eukaryota, Metazoa, Chordata, Aves, Struthioniformes, Struthionidae. The record is from RefSeq and is a predicted model, not a curated record.